AUGAAGUGUUUAUCCUUAAUCACGCUGACCUUGGGUCUGGUGCCUCUGGUUGCCUCCUAUCCCGCGUAUAACUUCUCCGUGCCCGUGGACCAUUUCCACAACGAGUCGCGAUACGAGCCACACACCAACGACUUCUUUAACCUCCGCUACUGGUUCGACGCCAGCCAUUAUAAAGAGGGUGGUCCUAUCUUUCUUCUUGCUGGGGGGGAGGAUGAUGCCUCACUGCUGCUCCCUAUACUUUCCCACGGAAUUUUCUCUAAGCUGGUAAAGACGUACAAUGGUAUUGGAGUGAUCCUCGAGCAUCGAUACUAUGGCACCAGCUUCCCUGUGAAUGAGAUUACCCCAGAGAGUCUCCGCUUCCUGACCACAGAGCAGGCCAUGGCCGACUAUGCAUAUUUCGCGUCGCACAUCACCCUCCCGGGACUGGAACAGGUCAACCUGACAGCUCAGAGCGGAACUCCCUGGAUCGCAUAUGGCGUCUCCUAUGCAGGGGGCUUUGUGUCCUUUCUUCGCAAACUGUAUCCGGACAUCUAUUAUGGGGCUAUCUCAUCUUCUGGCACCACCGCUGCUGUCGUGGACUACUGGAAAUAUUACGAGCCAAUCCGCCAUUACGGCCCCCCUAACUGCAUUAAAGCCACGCAGGAUUUCGUCGAUAUUAUCGACCACAUCCUCAUUAAUCACGAAGACAACCAGACCCUUAGCCAACAACUCAAGACAUCCAUCGGCGCCUCUCCCGACCUACCCAGUCGCACUUUUGCCCUCCAGGUAUCCGGAGUCGUUGGCUCAUUCCAGAACCGUAACUGGGACCCGGCCAUUGGGGCACCCAUUUUCCGUGAAUAUUGUGAUAAUAUCACCAGUUCCGAUCUACUUUAUCCUGAAACAAGUCUGGCUGAGGCCUCUAUAAAGGAAAUCAUCACCAUAGCGGGGUAUAACGCAUCCGACGACCGCUUUGUGACCGGCAUGUUGAACCAAGCUGGCUAUUACAACCAUACUAUAUUCAAGUUUGAUUCUUCUUCUUCAUCUACCACACCAUCUCCAAGCUCUGGUACCACACACAAUAAAGGAGAUCUCCAUCUAUCUAAAGGGUACAGCUGGUUCUACCAACUCUGCACGGAAUGGGGCAAUUACUACACAGGAGCAGGAACCCCCAGUCACAUACGGCCACUAGUCUCACGCCUCAUCGACGUAGCCACGCAGGCAAGCACCUGCCCGUUACUCGGCAUCAAGUCCCCUCCCGACGUAGAGCGCAUCAACAGAUACGGUGGCUUGCACUUCUCGUACCCUCGUGUGGCUAUGAUCGGCGGGUUGGCGGAUCCCUGGCGCGACGUGACACCUCUCGCGGAGGGGUUGCCCCUUCGACCCUCGACAGAUGAUGAGCCGGUUAUCUUGAUUGAUCUGUCUGCAGAUGAGGUAUGGGAUGGUAUCCGCGGUGCUGUUCACCACUGGGAGCUGAAUGGGGCAACGACAGAUAAUUAUCCGCCUGGUCUUCCGCCAAAGGGUAUUGUCGAGGCAUGGGAUGAGAUCGUCAGGUUUGUUGGGGUUUGGUUACAUGGAGAGGGUCAUUGA
Aspergillus tanneri is the source of this 1566-nucleotide messenger RNA. RefSeq lists its product as uncharacterized. NCBI's taxonomy places the organism in Eukaryota, Fungi, Ascomycota, Eurotiomycetes, Eurotiales, Aspergillaceae. Gene Ontology annotation, molecular function: serine-type exopeptidase activity; dipeptidyl-peptidase activity. The transcript has a single exon. The coding region runs from base 1 to 1566 and encodes 521 amino acids. Gene Ontology annotation, biological process: proteolysis. The record is from RefSeq and is a predicted model, not a curated record.